AUGGUCGAACACUAUCACACAAAACCUCAUUAUCAAAUAAGCGAUACAAAAAAUGUCAACUUGUUAAAUGAACGUGAAGCAGCUACAUUCAAUGUUGAAGAAAUGACACAAUUUAUGUUCGGUGAACCAGGAAAUUAUUUUGAGAUAAAUACACGACUUCGUUGGGCCGUUUCUCAUACAAUACAUCGCACACAUUUACCACUUGAAUUUCUCGAUGCUGAUGAACACUAUUCAGUUACUCUUCGCAAAAGUCUUUUGGCUAUUCAAGAAGCAGACCGUUUGAAUAUUACCAAUAACAAACAUCGUCUAUGGUUUUUUCAUGUAUUCACUAAUAGUCAUUUUCUAUUUUAUGUUCAUACAUCCAUGUGUUUAUAUGCUCUUGAAACGUUGGGAAAUGAAGAACAAAUACAGCAAUUUCUGCCACUUGCUCAAUCUUUUCGUAUCAUUACAACUUAUGCUCAAACAGAACUAGGUCAUGGGACAGAUCUAAGACGAUUAGAAACGGAGGCUGUAUUCGAUCGUAUGACUGAUUCAUUUGUACUUAAUACACCUACGUUGACAUCGACCAAAUUUUGGCCAGGUGCAUUAGGUAGAACAGCUAAUUAUAUUCUUCUUAUGGCUCAAUUAUACACACCUAAUCGUGAUCAUCCAUGUGGAUUGCAAAUGUUCUUGGUACAAAUUCGAGAUUUGAAUACGCAUGAACCAUUGCCAGGUGUAGAAUUAGGUGAGAUAAGCACUCGAUUUGCACAUGCUGCUGGUGACAAUGGUUAUCUUCGAUUAAGUAACUUACGUAUUCCACGUACACAAAUGCUCAUGAAGUUGGCUCAGGUUGAUGAACAAGGCAAUUUUCAUCAUCGAGGCGAUGCUCGUCUUUUAUAUAGUGCAAUGAUUCAUAUGCGUAUUCAUUUAUGUUAUACUUUUGCAGUUUCUCUUGCUCAAGCGGUUACUAUUGCUAUACGUUAUUCAGCAGUUCGAUUUCAAGGACAAAGUCCUAAUGGGAGUGAAAUACAAAUACUUAAUUAUGUGCUACAACAAGACAAAUUAGUGCCAUGCCUAUCUACUGUUUAUGCAUUUCUCAUUGCCUUCAUGAAACUUGAUACCUACUUCAAUAAAUUAAAAACAAAUGACAUCGUUUUUCUUGAUCAAUUACCAGAACUUCAUGCACUUUCGUCGGGUUUAAAAGCAUAUACAUCAUCAGUAGGUGAACGAUUUGCUCAAGUGUGUCGUGUGGCUUGUGGUGGUCAUGGUUUCUUGGUAGCGAGUGGAAUAGUGGGAAUUAAAAACUAUUUUGAUGCGGUGUGUAGCGCUGAAGGUGAUAAUGUUGUAUUAUUCCAGCAAACUGCGAGAUAUCUUCUAAAAGUUAUGCAACAAGUUGAAGAGCACAAUGGUAAAAAUAUUGACUCGUCCAUUGCUUAUUUGCAUUUGCCAUUAUGGUCUUCAACAACGAUAAUCAAUCUUGAUGAUUAUUGCCGUCUAUUCGAUAGCCGAUCUCAAUUGCAAGUAUUUAAACUUAAUUAG
Molecule: messenger RNA, 1518 nt
Organism: Rotaria sp. Silwood1
Lineage: Eukaryota; Metazoa; Rotifera; Eurotatoria; Philodinida; Philodinidae
Source: the annotation of a GenBank genome assembly